Molecule: messenger RNA, 439 nt
Organism: Dufourea novaeangliae
Lineage: Eukaryota; Metazoa; Arthropoda; Insecta; Hymenoptera; Halictidae
Product: zinc finger protein 706-like
Exons: 4
Coding region: 138-371 (77 amino acids)
Source: RefSeq, a predicted model, not a curated record
CCCUUUUCACAAAUUUCUUGUCGCGUAACGAAACAGAAAACAGAGAAAAUUGGUCUGUUCGUGGCUGCGGAAAAUAGUGCCCCGGAUCAUCGUGGUGGCGAGAGUCUUGUUUUCGGAUACGUUCAUCCUCGGACAGAAUGGCUCGUGGACAGCAGAGGAUUCAGUCACAAGCUAAAGCGGCGGAAAAAGCUGCAAAAGUAAAAAAGCAACAAGGCCACAGUGCCAAUGAUCAGAAAAAAGCAGCACAGAAAGCUCUAGUACAUGUAUGCACAGUUUGUAAGGCACAAAUGCCAGACCCAAAGACCUACAAGCAACACUUUGAGAACAAGCAUCCUAAGAAUGAAUUGCCAGAAGACUUAAAAAAUAUAUGAGGUAUCGCCUCAAUCGGCAGUAGAAGACAUGAUGGACUCGGUGUUCCGUACACGAUCUCUCGGCACUG